Molecule: messenger RNA, 3368 nt
Organism: Glycine soja
Lineage: Eukaryota; Viridiplantae; Streptophyta; Magnoliopsida; Fabales; Fabaceae
Product: auxin response factor 18-like
Exons: 4
Coding region: 856-2958 (700 amino acids)
Biological process (GO): regulation of DNA-templated transcription; response to hormone
Cellular component (GO): nucleus
Molecular function (GO): DNA binding; protein binding
Source: RefSeq, a predicted model, not a curated record
GGUGAUGUCCCAUGGUAUUAUUACUAUGACCACCACCAGUGGGUCGUUGUAGUUAAAGAAAGGCUUUUUCUGUUAUUUUUCUUGUGUGUGCGCUGUUUGGACACUUGCAUUGCAUGAGCUAAAGCUCGAAAAGAAAACGAUUCCUCUGCUAUGCUUUGCUCUGUAAGAGUGUGGGUCUAAGUCUGAUGUCUCUGCCUCUUUAUCCGCGCAUCCGUGUCGAUCAUACAAUUCAUCAUCUCAUCACUCCGAAUCUAUGAACGCCAAAGGUUCCCUGAAUUUUUUUCUAUUGUUUUAAUAAGAAAAGAAAAAAAAAAAAAACAACUUUUGGGUCUUCCUUCGGAUUUGAGGAUUUUGAACUACAAUUACGGAGCUUAUAGGAGAUAUUGUUACAGAGAUUAUCGUAUAAUUAGUUACAGAUUUUUGUAUUUAUUUUUUGUGUGUUUUCUAGUUUUAUCAUCUUCCUUUCUUUCUUUAUCCCUCUCUCUUAUCCUGUUCCACAAACAAGACAGCGACUGAGUCUGAAUUCUGAAACUGUUUUUGUAGCCUCCUCCACGAUCUCCAACUGUGUUUUCUGAAACAUGUUGUGGUUUUCAGAAUAAUUCAAUUAAAACCUUUUUCACUGUCCCCCCAACUCACCCUUCACUUAUCUUCUCUGCUUCAACCAUCCAUGGCGUGUUUCAACUUUGAACCUUGGGGGAGUCUUUGAGAUUCUUCAAUUUUGCAAACAAACCUCUUUUUCUUCCACCGAAGCUAAGAGAGAAGCUUUUCAAGUCAGAAUUGGUCUGUUACCAAAAUUCUGUUGCAAUCACUUACUUGUGGAUAAGUGGCACGGAUUCUUAUGUUUUGAUCAUAUAUAUGCUAUUUCAGGAAUUUGCAGUGAGAACAGGUUACUGUAUGAUGGAGUCAAAGGAGAAAUUGAAAGAGGUGGAGAAGUGUUUGGAUUCUCGGCUAUGGCAUGCGUGUGCGGGAGGGAUGGUUCAAAUGCCAGUGGUGAAUGCUAAGGUGUUCUACUUUCCUCAGGGUCAUGCUGAACAUGCAUGUGGACCCGUGGACUUCAGGGUUUAUCCCAAAAUUCCACCUUUCAUUCAAUGCAAAGUUGGAGCUAUCAAAUACAUGGCUGAUCCUGAAACUGAUGAGGUUUAUGUAAAGCUUAGGCUUGUUCCUUUGACCAGAAACGAGGGUGAUUUUGAGGAUGAUGCUGUUGGAGGCAUCAAUGGAUCUGAAAAUAAAGAUAAAUCCCCUUCUUUUGCCAAAACCUUGACACAGUCUGAUGCCAACAAUGGUGGGGGCUUUUCUGUUCCCAGAUAUUGUGCUGAGACAAUUUUUCCUCGGUUGGACUAUUCCGCGGACCCUCCCGUUCAGAACAUCCUUGCCAAGGAUGUUCAUGGUGAGACAUGGAAAUUUAGGCACAUUUAUAGGGGCACGCCGCGCCGGCACUUGUUAACUACCGGGUGGAGUAGCUUUGUGAAUCACAAGAAGCUUGUGGCGGGGGAUUCAAUUGUGUUUUUGAGGGCAGAAAAGGAUGAUCUGCGUGUUGGAAUUCGGCGGGCUAAGAGGGGGAUUGGAAUUGGUGGAGGACCUGAGGCUCCUGCAGGGUGGAAUUCAGGUGGGGGGAUUCGUCCUAUGCCUUAUGGAGGGUUUUCAGCUUUUUUGAGAGAGGAAGAUAGCCAGCUCUUGAGAAAUGGGUUGAGUCCAAAUGCAAAGGGGAAAGUGAGGCCUGAAGCAGUUAUUGAGGCUGCAACUCUUGCUGCCAAUAUGCAGCCAUUUGAGGUUGUUUACUAUCCCCGGGCAAGUGCCCCAGAGUUUUGUGUGAAGGCCAAUUUAGUUAGAGCCGCAUUGCAGGUUAGGUGGUGUCCUGGAAUGAGGUUCAAGAUGCCCUUUGAAACAGAGGACUCCUCGCGGAUAAGCUGGUUUAUGGGAACCAUCUCUUCUGUUAACUUUGCUGAUCCAAGAUGGCCCAACUCUCCUUGGAGACUUCUCCAGGUUACAUGGGAUGAACCAGAGUUACUUCAAAAUGUAAAAAGGGUGAGCCCGUGGCUGGUUGAAAUUGUAUCAAACAUGCCUACCAUUCAUCUUUCCCAUUACUCAACACAACAAAAGAAGCCAAGAUUCCCUCAACACCCGGAUUUUUCUUUUGAUGGUCAGAUUUCAUUGCCAGCAUUUCCCAGCAACUUUCUAGGUCCAAGCAAUCCGUUUGGUUGUCUAGCUGAAAGUACUCCUGCUGGCAUACAGGGAGCCAGGCAUGCUAAUUAUGGUAUAUCCCUAUCAAAUCUCCACUUCAAUAAACUGCAGUCAGGCCUAUUUCAAGCUGGUUUCCCUCCACUUGAUCACACUGCUUCCCCAGUAUUGAGAGUCUCCUCCAACAAUGCAGCAACAAUGCAAAAGGUCGGCACGGGUGACAACGUCUCUUGCUUACUGUCCAUGUCAACUGCUACUCAACCUUCAAAGAAAGUGGAUGAUGUGAAGGCACCCCAAUUGGUGCUUUUUGGCCAAACAAUUCUCACCGAACAGCAAAUUUCUUUGAACACCUCUGCUAAGACAGAUCCUACUCGAAAUAAUUCAUUUGAUGGAAAUGCUGAUAAAAUGUGCAAGUUUUCAGAUGGUUUUGGUUAUGCUCUUCACCCACAAGGCUCUUCUCUUGAGAGGUUACAGUGGUACAAGGAUCAACAAAAAGAAACCAUGGCUAGUUUGGAGACAGGUCACUGUAAAGUUUUUAUGGAAUCUGAAGACAUUGGUCGGACUAUGGAUCUCACAAUGCUUGGAUCUUAUGAUGAAUUGUAUAGAAAGCUGGCAGACAUGUUUGGCAUAGAAAAAUCUGUGGUGCUAAGUCACAUGCUUUACCGUGAUACAACUGGGGCAGUCAAGCACAUUGGAGAUGAAGCAUUCAGCGAAUUUACCAAAACUGCAAGGAGGUUGACCAUUCUAAUGGAUUCCAACAGCGAUGGUAGAGGAAUCUAGAGGAAGAAAUAAACAAUUAUCAUUUCAAUUGUACAGCUGGUUGAUCAAUUUCUCUGGAGAGUCUCAUCUAAUUUAUGGAUAUUAAUGUUUUUCUCGAAGGGCCUAUUUGGAUUUGUUUUUUUUCUUUUAGUGAUGAUAGCUCGUGGUUUUCCUUCUCUUUUUGGAUCAUAACAUGGUUUACUUGAGGCUUUUGUUUAAUAAUUCUGAUGUGAAAAAAGGUGGGGGAGAGAAGAGAAAGGGUAGUGAUCAUAUAUCCCUAUGAAUACGAUUGGUUCAUAGGAGUUUCCUGUAUACAAUGGUUUUUAAGUGUAAAAAAAGCUACCUAGGCUUAAUGGUUAUUGAGACAGUAGUUACCUAUUUUUUUGUUCUGUGUUUUUACCACUGUAGUUACCUAUUUCAUUUUCUUGUGA